Hirundo rustica (Barn swallow) is the source of this 3449-nucleotide messenger RNA. RefSeq names its product CUB domain containing protein 1 (gene CDCP1). The transcript has 9 exons. Bases 213 to 2606 code for a protein of 797 amino acids. The record is from RefSeq and is a predicted model, not a curated record. Lineage: Eukaryota; Metazoa; Chordata; Aves; Passeriformes; Hirundinidae.
UGCUGCCUUCAGCUGAGCCUGCCUGGUGUGGGGAGAGCAUUAAUGGGACCUCCAGGAAGACCUUCAGCUGAAGAAUUGUGUCACAGUGUCUAGUAGACCUGCAUUUCAAGUAUGUUUGUAAGAUCUAGUCUGCCUCUGAGUGCCUGGGCUGCCAUUACUGUGGAAAAGCCUUCUUUACAAUCUCUCUUCAUAAAGCGGACAACACCACAGUUAUGAUAAAACUGAGACCCGGUCUUUCACCAAGCUGUCGAAUCCACGUGAAAAAUGUCAUCCGGUCUGAACUCAAGAUAAAGCCUGGGGAGAAUGUGACUUUCACUUUCACCUGUAGGACUCCAGAGAAGUAUUUCAUUGCAGAAAUUCAAAAAAAUAUUGACUGUAUAUCAGGCCUGUGUCCCUUUGGAGAUGUCCAUCUUUACCCACCGGGGCUACCUCGCCUUAACAGGACUUAUAUCUGGGACGUGAAGGCAAGUACAAAAGCUGGACUUGAACUAAAAUUUUCUACCUCGUGGCUGAGACAGAUUGAACCAGGAGAGACAUGCCCAGAUUCCAUUAGCUACAACAUCAACAGCUGUAUUGAUAAGGCCACGGUCAACAUUGGCACCUUCUGCAGGAAUGGCUCCGUGUCUCGUGUCAAGUUGCUGGGAGGAGUUGUCAUGUCCCUGCACCUCCCGUGGCACUCGCCUCUCACCACCUCAGGCUUCAACAUAGCCAACAGGGCCUCCAUAAAAAGGUUAUGCAUCAUUGAAUCCAUUUUGAAGGCGGAAUCUUCAAUCACCCUGAUGUCCCCUAACUACCCGCUGGGCUUUCCAGAAGACGAGCUCAUGACGUGGCAGUUUGUGAUUCCUCCCAACAUGAGAGCAAGCGUGUUCUUCCACAACUACAGCCUCUCCAACUGCGAAAGGAAGGAGGAGAGGGUGGAGUACUACAUCCCUGGCUCCCCCAGCAACCCGGAGGUGUUCAAGCUGAGCGACAGCCAGCCUGCCAAUAUUGCUGGCAGUUUCAACAUGUCCCUGCAGGGCUGUGAUCAGGAUGCCCAGAACCCGGGCGUUCUUCGCCUGCUCUUCCAAGUCGUCGUUCAGCACCCGCAGGUUGAUGAGAAUGUAACCCAUUUGGUCGACCUGAGCAAGGAGACAAACAUGACUGUGACGAUACACUUGGAAGGGUGGCCCAGCCACGUCCCCCUCAUGUCUGACCCCGUAUGCCUGAUCUGCAAGGAUCCUCGCACCUGUGACCGUGUCUUGACUUUAACCUCUGGUGCUGUCUACAGGAUCUCCUUUCUCUGCAAGGACUUGUCCCGGCUGAGGAUCACGGCUGAAAAAGGCAUAGGCUGUAUGGAUAUUCGUUGGUGUCAGGGGAAGAUCUAUUCCCUUUCAGUGCCCAAGACUAUUACCCAACUGCCAAUUCAACUGCAUAAAUUUAUUUGGAAGCUCUUGGCUACCGAUCUGAUCAAUGUAGAAAUUACGUCUCCGUUCCUGAAACUUCAGCAACGCGUCUCAGAGCAGAGGUGCAACACGAGCUACAGUUACAGGAUUGUUAGUGCCGCCCCAGAGACAAAGAUGAAUGUUGGUGUAUUCUGUCCUGGUGGAUCUAUUGAAAAGAUUCAGAUGAGGAAUAACAUCACCAUAUCCUUAGAAACGCUUGGUAAAGGAUUCACCAAUGAGUCUAUACCUCAGGAUCUGCAAAUGUCUUUUGUGCCACAUAUUAAAGAUGAGUGCACGUUCACCGUGAGUCCAAAUCCAAAAGCUAAAGUUUACCUGCAGACUCCCAACGAGCGUUACGGUUUGCCUCCUUAUGUUUCUGUGUCCUGGUUCAUCGUUGUGCCCAGCAAGCAAACUGCCCGCCUCGGGUUCUCCAAGGACCGCAUGGGCCUUGCCUGUGAGACGGGCCGUGCCUACAUCAACAUAAAGGAAGAGACUCCGGGAGCAGAGGAGAUCGUGCGCCGCGAGGAUGAGCUCCUGCCCCAGCCCCGAAACAUGCACCACAACUUCUGGGUCAAUGUCUCCAACUGUAAACCCAUGGAUAAGACACAGCUGACCUUGCAGUUCUGGGUGACUUUUGCUGACAAGAAAAUAGACCUUGGAAUCAUACUUGCUGUGGUGGCCGGGGCUGGAGUUCUCACAGCGAUUGGACUGACCGUGUACUGUGUUAAAAAGAAAAAGAAGAAAACCCAGAAUCCCAUGGUGGGAGUGUACAAUGCUAACGUGAAUACCCAGGUGCCUGGGAAAAAAGGCUUAUUCAGAAAAGGGAGGCAAAACAAUGAGUCUCAUGUCUAUGCAGUUAUUGAUGAUGCUGUGGUCUAUGGACACUUGCUGAAGGAGUCCAAUGGCUCAGUUGCUCCGGAAGUCGAUGUGUACCGACCUUUUGAUGGACCCAUUGGUAGCUUGCCACCUUCUCCACCUCCAUUCUCCUUCAGAAAAGACAUUAAACGCUCUUCUAACACUGAGGAGGAACCUCUGCCUCUGACGGACACAGACCAAGACACUUACACAUUUGCUCAUCAAAAAUUAGGGCAAUCAGAGGACAAUGGAGAUGCAAAUAAAAAGAAUAAGGGAGAUACAAGUGUGCCCUUGCUGGAAAAGAAGGAACAGGAUGGUUUAGUGGAGUAAUUCUAUGCCAGGUAUAGCAGUUUCCUGUGGAAACACAGGUGUAAGGACAGUGCCCUAGGAGAGAAACACACUGAAGAGGAGUGUUAUUUUAAAUAUGUUUUUAUGGUGUUUUGUUUCCUGUGUGUGCUUUCAGUUGUUUUUUGUCCUUUUUUUAAAACUUCAGCCGUUGAUGGCUUUCAGUUUUAAAGUGAACACUUAGCAAACUCCAUACCAGUCAGGACUCUCCUGGACUGGUGGUGGAACAAGUGCCAAAGGUGUGCUUCUGCUGUUUACUGUAAGGGCAUCAGGAAAAUCAAUUCCUAACCACCAGCUUAAAACUGGUCACUGAUAGUGGGGAGAGAUUUCUGUCCAGGGUUUCCUCCUCUCACAAGCCAUUAUUUGUCUGAGUGUUGGUUGGUGACUCCUAGAAGAUGCAGACAGCAUCACUGUUCUCAAGGCAGCUCCAGGUUGCACGUGUCCAGGCAAUCUGCACUUGCAGCUUGAAAAUCUGUCAGAUUUAGCACGUCAGUGGCUAUGUGAGUGUAGUGAAAGACCAUGUAUGCUGCCUGGAAUAGCUCCAUGCCUGUAAAUCAGCGUGAUCACUUGAGCUUGGGCUCUUCUCCUUCAGAAGAUAAGGUAUGGGUUUUCUCUGAUUUUUUACUGAUGUUGUUAUACUUGGAUUGCACCAUGUGAGCUUAUACCAAAGACUAUUUUAUUUGCUUUUUGAGAAAAACAGUUUCAAAGGUCUAAACCAAUUUGUGGUUCUGUUCAGGUGCCAGUGACAUUCACAUUUUAGUAAUACCUUCCACUUUUGGUUCAAGUGAGAGUAAGGAUUCAAUAAAGAAAUAAUGAUGUGGUCAUUCA